Molecule: messenger RNA, 1583 nt
Organism: Solanum stenotomum
Lineage: Eukaryota; Viridiplantae; Streptophyta; Magnoliopsida; Solanales; Solanaceae
Exons: 8
Coding region: 156-1382 (408 amino acids)
Molecular function (GO): alpha-1,3-mannosyltransferase activity; GDP-Man:Man(1)GlcNAc(2)-PP-Dol alpha-1,3-mannosyltransferase activity
Source: RefSeq, a predicted model, not a curated record
GGACUAAAAUUGUAAUUUUACAUCCAGCGCCGGCGAAGUAAAGCAGUCAGAUGCUUUCUCCGCCACCUCUUCUCCUUCAGCAAUCUCCGGCUUUUGACCCGACCCGUUUUUUUAUAUCUAUUUUCCCCUACACCCGCUUUUUCUCAUAAUCAACAAUGGAUAAACAAGGGAGCUCGAAGAUGAAUAUCGCGAUAAUCCAUCCUGAUCUCGGAAUCGGUGGAGCUGAAAGGCUAAUUGUUGAUGCUGCUAUGGAACUUGCUUCUUUAGGGCACAAAGUUCACAUUUUUACUUCACAUCAUGAUAAAAAUCGAUGUUUUGAGGAGACUCUGUCUGGUGUGUUUGAUAUUACAGUUUAUGGUGCAUUUCUUCCUCGACAUAUCUUUUAUCGGCUUCAUGCAGUAUGUGCAUACUUGCGGUGCAUGUUUGUUGCUCUCUGCUUGUUGUUUAUGUGGCCUUCAUUUGAUAUAAUUCUAGCAGAUCAAGUCUCUGUUGUCGUUCCGAUAUUGAAGUUAAAGAAGUCUGCUAAGGUUGUAUUCUAUUGCCAUUUUCCAGAUCUUUUGCUGGCGCAACGUACAACUAUUCUUAGGAGGAUAUAUCGGAAACCUAUUGACUUCAUAGAAGAAAUAACAACAGGAAUGGCAGAUUUGAUUCUGGUUAACAGCAGGUUUACAGCAUCUACUUUUGCAUCAACCUUCAAGAACCUAGAUGCACGUGGGAUUAAACCAGCUGUUUUGUACCCAGCGGUCAAUGUUGAUCAGUUUGAGAAACCUGAUGCCAUCAAGCUGAACUUUCUAUCCAUCAAUCGAUUUGAAAGAAAAAAGAACAUAGAAUUGGCAAUAUCUGCCUUUGCCAUGGUUCACGCCCAUGAAGUUCAUGAUCAUCAAGGAGUUAACAUGAAUGAUAUUUCCUUGACUGUUGCAGGAGGCUUUGAUAAUCGCCUUAGAGAGAAUGUCGAGUAUCUAGAAGAACUGAAAAAGUUGGCAGAAAGGGAAGGUGUUUCUCAGCGGGUCAGAUUCAUCACAUCUUGCUCUACUGCUGAGAGAAAUGCACUCCUUGGCCAAUGCCUAUGUGUUCUUUAUACACCAAAGGAUGAACAUUUUGGCAUUGUUCCUUUGGAAGCAAUGGCAGCCUAUAAACCUGUUAUUGCCUGCAAUAGUGGGGGUCCAGUGGAGACAGUAAAGCAUGGCGUGACGGGCUUCCUCUGUGACCCUAGCCCACGAGAGUUUGCUUCAGCAAUGUCUAAUUUUAUUCAGGAUCCUCACAUGUCUGAAAAAAUGGGGCAAGAUGCUCGUCAACACGUUGCUGAGUCAUUCUCUACCAAGAUUUUUGGCCAGCAUUUGAAUAGAUAUCUUGUUGAUAUUGCUCGAGGUAAGAAGGAAUGAGUAUCCUUUCAGACUGUUACCUUAAUAGCAAGUUGUCCUAUUAGGAAGUUGUAGUUAAAUUAACUCCUAAUAGCGUGUAGCGGGAGUUAGUGCACCGGGCUGUCCCUUUUUAGUUUAGAUUAACUCAUGGUGAUAGUACUACACUGAUUGUGAUACAAAAGUUGGACAUUCUUUUUUCUUAUUAAUGCUUAUAAAAAGUUA